Messenger RNA from Lates calcarifer (barramundi perch), 5247 nucleotides. RefSeq names its product La ribonucleoprotein 4Ab (gene larp4ab). The coding region runs from base 547 to 2778 and encodes 743 amino acids. Gene Ontology annotation, molecular function: mRNA 3'-UTR binding. NCBI's taxonomy places the organism in Eukaryota, Metazoa, Chordata, Actinopteri, Centropomidae. Gene Ontology annotation, cellular component: cytoplasmic stress granule; cytosol. The transcript has 15 exons. The record is from RefSeq and is a predicted model, not a curated record. Gene Ontology annotation, biological process: positive regulation of translation.
GUGUGUUGCGCCCAGUUUGCGUCGUUAUCGCAUGGCAGGUUUCCCUGUCCUCACACAGAGGUCACCGUCAGCGGUUGCUACGCUGCGUUGUUAGCGUUGCAGUUGCCGGGGAGGCAGAGGUGGAGGCGGAGUGCAGCCUGUUGGGACGGACGGCGGUAGACAGAGGACGCAGCUGUCACAUGCUGGAUGAGCGGUGCUUCGAAGCUGACCUGAGGGAAUUGAGCAGAGAAACAUACAUCGAAAAAUGGAAAACGCUUUCUAUUAGAAAAAGAGUUAAAUCAGUCGAUAGUGCUGUAAGUUAGAGGCUUUAAAAGUUGGGGUUCGCGCGGACGCACAGUUUGGACUGGGGCACGUUCGGCCGUGUGAGUAACGUUACCAGUUGCCGGGGAAACAGUAGUUAAAAACGGAGAAAGCGACGACGGACCAUUGAUUAAAAAAAGUACGGCCAUUCAUCUCUCAAACCUUCGCAGGAUAAUAAAUCAAACAGUGUGAUUGAAUCCCUGGGAGCCGAAGAGGACACCGUAAGAAGGCGAGGAUCAAAGCAGCAUGGUUACUACAAAGGGAGCAGGUCUGAAUCCCAAUGCCAAAGUGUGGCAGGAGAUCCCUGCCCACCAGAAUGACAUCCCAGAGGGAACAGAGGAUUCUCCCUGGCUGCACACCCCUCCUCCUGCUGAGAUGACCAAUGGUUACACCGAUGUUCCUUCAGCAGGUAGUAAAGGAUACGACCCUGAAUAUCCUGACAGUGCUGCUGACUACACCUCCAUACCCGUGGAGGGCAUUGUGAACGGCAUCAACCAUCCUGAUUUAGGGUUUCUAGUCUUUGACCCACAAAGUGAAUCAGCUGUAGAUGGUGAUGCCACUAAGGAACAACCAAUGUCUGAGGAGAGCCUAAGAGAGUCUUUGAAGAAACAGCUCGAGUUCUGCUUUUCUAGAGAGAACCUCUCUAAAGACCUGUACCUGAUAUCCCAGAUGGACAGCGAUCAGUUUGUUCCCAUCUGGACCAUUGCUUGCAUGGAGGACAUCAAAGCCCUCACCACUGACAUGGACCUCAUUCUGGAUGUACUGAAAGCCUCUCCCAUGGUUCAAGUUGAUGAAACUGGAGAGAAAGUUCGGCCAAACCACAGCCGCUGUAUCAUUAUUCUGAGAGAGGUUCCAGAGACUACACCCGUUGAGGAGGUAGAGGCUCUUUUUAAGAGUGAAAACUGUCCAAAAGUGUUAUGUGCGGAGUUUGCACACAACAGCAGCUGGUACAUAACAUUUCAGUCAGAUAUGGAUGCACUACAGGCUUACAGAUACCUAAGAGAAGAAGUGAAAACAUUCCAGGGAAAACCAAUCAUGGCCCGCAUCAAGGCCAUUAACACAUUCUUUGGUAAGAAUGGCUUUCGUAGUGUGGACUCAAGCGUGUACAGUCAGCAUGCCCAGCCACAGACCCAGUAUGGCUCCCCUGUGUAUAUGCAGCAGAUGUACAGCCCUCAGCAGCAGUACCCCGUUUAUCCUGUGGUGUCUCCCACCUGGAACCCUUCAGUCAUACCUUACUUUGAAACACCACUGGCACCUUUCCCUAAUGGUGGAUACAUGAAUGGUUACAGCAGUCCUGGCAACUACAAAGCAAACUCAAGCUCCAUCAACACCCAUCGACCCAUGAGCAGGAACCGAAACCAUAUGAAGGGUCAUCACAGGCCUGGUGAUGUGCUCCAUCCUUCUUCUUUGGCUCCGGGGGCCCUGAUGGAUGGCCUGUCUGGUCCCUUGAGUCCACAGUCCCCCCAGACAUCAAGCACCAGUUCAGAGCCAGUCUCUCUGUCCUCCUUUAGCCUUAAAGACACCUCUCUACAGGCCACUAUACACAGUGGAGAUCUGAGUGGGAGUGGACGGGGCAGGAGAGUUAGCCACAGAGGCAUGAGGAGGAAAAGAGAAGAUGAACAUACCAUGCGUCCUGUCCCUUUGAUGGAGGCAAAGGUACCACCUCCACCAAAGUUUGACCUGGCAGCUUCCAAUUUUCCACCUUUACCGGGAUCUGUGGUCAGUACGCGUGGAGAAACCGCGCCGGAGAUGCGCCUCUCUGAUGUUGUACGUGGCCUGAAGGUGAUCAACAAGUCUGUGAGCCAAGAAGUGAAUGAGACCCAAAGCAAAUCCGUCUCAGAAAAUCCUGUGAAAACACCAGAUUCUAUGACCCCAGCUGCUAAACCUGCUCCUGUGACACCACAAACAAUGGCACCACCCACCUCAAGUGUAAAGGAAGACAAAGAGGAUAAAGCUGAACAUCCCAUUCCAGAGGGAACAAGCUCCUCAUCCACACAGACUGUUUCUCCAGCAGCAUCAGAACAAGCCCCCUCCACCUGCAGCCAGUCUGUUUCGACAGAAGCACCUCCUCCAUCUUCCCCAACUCCAGCAUCAGAGCUGGGAGCAAGAAAGCUCAGCUAUGCAGAGGUGUGCCAGAAGAUGGCCAAGGACCCACCACCAGCACAGACGCCCUCUCCAUCCCCUCCUGCCUCUUCAGCUAGCCAACCCCUGCAAGAGCUCAAGGUCAACAGGGUUGACGAGCCUUGUCCCAACUCCAGGCGCACAACAGACAAACAAGAGAAAGCUGAGGACAGCCGGCCGCCCCGUCAACCAUUGCGCUCCCACAGAGGAGCGAAUGGCCAAGCCAGAGUUGGAGGUGCAGGGCUGAAGAUUCGAGAGCAUCAAAGAGGCCUGAAUACUGGCAAACAGUUUUAUCCACAGCGGGGUGCUAGACGCAGUGGAAAGGAACAGAACAUUCCCCCAAGGUCACCAAAAUAACUAAAAAAAAGGAACUUUCUAAUCAUGAACUAAAACAAAAUGAAAAUAAAUAUAUGUAAAUAUAUAAUAUAUGUAAAUAGACAGAUGAAUAUAUUUCAUUUGGCAGACUCUGUCAAAGAAUCUCUUAACAUUGUUGCAGACCUGAAAUUAUUUGGAAACACUGUAAGUAGAUAUUCCCUUUAGGAAAAUGCAUAUAGUCUGCUGACAGAACUGCAGACUCACAGGAGAUAAAACUUGCUUUGUUUUAAGUAAUAUCACCUUAAAUGAGCUAAAUCCCAUAUGUGUGUUUGAAAGCAUGAGAGGGAGAAAGGGGAGAUCUUUUUUUUUUUUUUUUUUUAAUAUAUGGUGUUCUAACAUGUAGCAAGCUUUGUCAACAUCCAAAAAGACAACGAGGCACAUCUUCUUUCUUUGAGUGGUUAUCGUUAGCAUGUGAUUCAUCCUCAGUUUUUCAUCAAAUUUGUUUUAGGAUUCAUAUUAAUGUUACACAGUGAAAUUAUAAAAAAAGAUAAAAAAGAUUUUUAAUCCACAGCAGAAACAAUGGGGUGUGUGAUUAUCUGCAGGAGCUUUUAGGUUUUGAUGAGUAGCAGUUUUUGAAGAAAUUCUCAUGAUUGUGGAAUUGUUCUCUACAAAUGCUAGUGAAAUAAUAAGUUACAUGGAGUAAAAAUAUUGUAUUAUGUAAUGACCAGAAUUCAGUACCCUGUUUAACCUGUGCUAUCUCCACCUGGAUCCUUCAGUCACGUCUUACUUUGAAACAAGUCAUUUUUGCAUUAUUUAAUCAGUGAUUUAACUCUUGUGAAAGUCAGAAUGUGUUAUAUAUCAUUUGCUUAUUUUGGUUAUUUGAUGUAAGCAGGAGCAGAGAGACUGUCUCCAUGUUUUACCAAGAUGUCAGUAAUGGUGGUGUUUGUCUCAUGAAGCAAGAUUAAUGGGCUACCCCUGAAUUUUGGAGGGCAUAGCAAUUCAGUCCUGGCUUUUCUCAAACACUUACCUGGGAAUAGAAUUUAUCCAGUUAACUAGUUCAGCAUGGUAAUGGUGUGCAAGUAACCUGUUCCUGAAUAGGUGAACUUCAAAGGAUCACUUGGUAAUCAUGGUAUCAUAGGAUAUGGGUAGUACUGCUUUUUCAGUAAAGUUUUUAGAGGAGGAUAGUAGAUGUUCAAGAAUCACUGGUGACUAACAUCUGCAUGUGAACAUUUUUUUUCCUCAGAAAUUUGACCUCUUAAUUAAAGUAGCUUUUGGAUGAUUUAUGCUGUGGACCGUGUCUCCUCUUGAUUUGGUGACACUGUCUGCAUUGUCUGUUGUGACGACACAUAAUGCUUCAGAUGAAUGUCGUCGGUGUAAAACCACCUUGAUCUUGAUUUUGUAAAUGUCUAUAUGUAUUUGCUUUCUUGAGUAUGUGGUUUAUUUUGACCUGCAUUGUUAAUGUUCUUGUUUUCCUGCUGUAGACUUUGUCUUUAAGUUUCAUUUUAUGUCCAAUUUGAGUGUUUUUCUUUUGGUAUAUUCAGUAUUUCUGUAAUAUUUGUACAUUUUCCUGUAGACUGAUCUGAGAAAAGAUACUUGGUUAUAGACAACUGAGUUGAACACUGAUCUGUACAGUCAGGGCUCAUGAACAUACUUAUACCUGUAGUGGUGUUAAGUGAAAUGCACUGUCCUUUGAGUUCAAGGCUUUUAAUCUUUACAGUAAGAAAUGGAAAGGUGUUGCACAGAAAUGCUGAACUUGUGCUUCAGUGUGUAUUCUUUCAUCUGAAUAGUCAGUGGUGUUGCAAACUGAAAUGAACAAAACACGAGUGAAGGUUAAGAAUUACACAUUUUCAGGUGUAGGGGAAUUUUUAAAAAUGCCUUAGAUAAGUGCUUUGAGUCCUUUGCUUCUAGGGAAUUUACUGUGGUGUACAGUAUUUUGUUUUUGUAAAUCAGGAGUUUGGUUGUCUCCUGUGUGUGUGUGUCUGCAUAUAUAUGUGUAUAUGUAUUUGUUUGUAUCUGAUAGUGUAAACUUAGGUGCAAGGAAGAGAGAGAGAGAGAUUGCUUCUGCUUCAGAUUACAUGGAACUACUAUCUCAAACCAAACCUCCAGUGCCUUAACAGUGUUUCAUUUCAAUAGAAAGAAGUGUGAGAAUUUUGAGCACAUCAGUUACACCGAUUAAGGCUGGUUACUUGGUUGUCAAAAUCCAACAUGAUCAGUUUAUGACACAUGGAGACACUAGAUCCUGUUCAAUGUAAAUCUGUGUUUAUUGUAGCUGCAGCUGGUUAGAGUGGAGCUCAAUGUGUAUGUGCAUGCUUUUAUGUCCAAUGUUAGGUGUGUAUGACACUGGUGUUUAUUUGUUAGCUUGUCAAUGCAAUGUCAGUAUCAGAAUCCUGCUUAUAAUUGUCAUAAUCAAACACGGGAUUGCAAAUUUCAGCCAAGUACACACUGGUUUUAUCAAGUAAAUAUUUUAUUACUGAGCCUAAUGUAUGAAAAUAAAGAUUUAUUUUUAAACAA